CUGUAACUUACACAAGUUACAAAAAAACACCGCCACCAGUACCCCCUCGUACCACUUCCAAGCCACUGAUCUCAGUCACGGCACAGAGCAGCACAGAAUCCACCCAGGACGCAUAUCACGACAGCCGGACUCAGAGGAUUUCCCCGUGGCCGCAGGACGGGCGAGGGAUGUACAACUCCACCGACAGUUUGGACAGUAACAAGGCCAUGAAUCUCGCCUUGGAAACUGCGGCUGCGCAGCGCCACGCGUCCGAGAGCCAGAGCACCUCCAUACGAACCAGUGACAAGGCCAUUUUAGUGACAAAAGCAGAGGAGUUUCUUAAGAGUCGACGUUCUUCUAUAGGGAUCCAGGUGGAAACAGCAACUGAUUCAGAUACUGAAAGCAGAGGCCUACGGGAAUACCACUCUGUUGGAAUACAAGUGGAAGAUGAAAAACGACAUGGACGAUUCAAGCGCUCAAACAGUGUAACAGCAGCUGUCCAGGCUGACCUGGAACUGGAGGGCUUUCCAGGACACAUCACCAUGGAGGACAAGGGACUUCAGUUUGGCUCGUCGUUCCAGCAGCACUCAGAGCCCAGCACACCCACCCAAUACAGCGCAGUGAGAACUGUACGGACACAGGGACUGUUCAGUUACAGAGAAGAUUAUAGGACCCCAGUUGACACCUCAAACCUUCCACCACCAGAACCCUGGCUAGAGCCAGCCAUUGAGACAGUAGAGACUGGUCGAAUGUCUCCUUGUCGUCGGGAUGGAUCUUGGUUUAUGAAGUUGCUGCAUACUGAAACUAAGAGAAUGGAAGGAUGGUGUAAAGAAAUGGAAAGAGAAGCAGAAGAAAAUGAUCUUUCUGAAGAAAUCCUAGGUAAGAUCCGAAGUGCUGUUGGAAGUGCUCAGCUCCUCAUGUCUCAGAAAUUCCAGCAAUUUUAUUGGCUUUGUCAGCAAAAUCUG
Messenger RNA from Antrostomus carolinensis (chuck-will's-widow), 944 nucleotides. Its product is annotated as disks large-associated protein 2-like. The record is from RefSeq and is a predicted model, not a curated record. The annotation marks the transcript as partial. Gene Ontology annotation, molecular function: molecular adaptor activity. Gene Ontology annotation, cellular component: glutamatergic synapse; postsynaptic specialization. The transcript is spliced from 4 exons. Gene Ontology annotation, biological process: signaling. Lineage: Eukaryota; Metazoa; Chordata; Aves; Caprimulgiformes; Caprimulgidae.